Messenger RNA from Budorcas taxicolor (takin), 5887 nucleotides. RefSeq names its product SET and MYND domain containing 1 (gene SMYD1). Gene Ontology annotation, cellular component: nucleus. Lineage: Eukaryota; Metazoa; Chordata; Mammalia; Artiodactyla; Bovidae. Gene Ontology annotation, molecular function: protein binding; histone H3K4 methyltransferase activity. The transcript is spliced from 10 exons. The record is from RefSeq and is a predicted model, not a curated record. Bases 91 to 1563 code for a protein of 490 amino acids.
CUUUGGGAUGCUGAAGGUGCUGAAAUAGCUGUGAGGACAAGGGACUUGGCUCAGUUUUAAAUAUCUGCCGAGCUGCCCGAAGACUCUGAGAUGACAAUAGGGGAAAUGGAGAAUGUGGAGGUCUUCACUGCUGAGGGCAAAGGCAGAGGUUUGAAGGCCACGAAGGAGUUCUGUGCUGCCGACAUCAUCUUCGCCGAGCGGGCUUAUUCCGCUGUGGUUUUUGACAGCCUGGUGAAUGUUGUGUGCCACACCUGCUUCAAGAGGCAGGAGAAGCUCCAUCGAUGUGGGCAGUGCAAGUUUGCCCACUACUGUGACCGCACCUGCCAGAAGGAUGCUUGGUUGAACCACAAGAACGAAUGUUCGGCCAUCAAGAGAUAUGGCAAGGUGCCCAAUGAGAACAUCAGGCUUGCGGCACGCAUCAUGUGGCGGGUGGAGAGAGAAGGUAGCGGGCUCACUGAGGGGUGCCUGGUCUCCGUGGACGACCUGCAGAACCACGUGGAGCACUUCGGGGAGGAGGAGCAGAAGGAGCUGCGGCUGGACGUGGACACGUUCCUGCAGUACUGGCCGCCGCAGAGCCAGCAGUUCAGCAUGCAGUACAUCUCCCAUAUCUUCGGCGUGAUUAAUUGCAAUGGUUUCACACUCAGUGACCAGCGAGGCCUGCAGGCUGUGGGCGUGGGCGUCUUCCCCAACCUGGCCCUGGUGAACCAUGACUGUUGGCCCAACUGCACUGUCAUAUUUAACAAUGGCAAUCAUGAGGCAGUGAAAUCCAUGUUUCAUACCCAGAUGAGAAUUGAGCUCCGAGCCCUGGGCAAAAUCUCAGAAGGAGAGGAGCUGACGGUGUCCUACAUCGACUUCCUAAACAUCAGUGGAGAACGCAAGAGGCAGCUGAAGAGACAGUACUACUUUGACUGCACAUGUGAGCAUUGCCAGAAGGGGCUGAAGGACGACCUCUUCCUGGGGGUGAAAGACGACCCGAAGCCCUCUCAGGAGGUGGUGAAGGAGAUGAUACAAUUCUCCAAGGAUACACUGGAAAAAAUUGACAAGGCUCGCUCCGAGGGUUUGUACCACGAGGUUGUGAAGUUAUGCCGGGAGUGCCUGCAGAAGCAGGAGCCAGUGUUUGCCGACACCAACAUCUACACGCUGCGGCUGCUGAGCAUUGUUUCCGAGGUCCUCUCCUACCUGCAGGCCUUUGAGGAGGCCUCACACUAUGCCAGGAGGAUGGUGGAUGGCUACAUGAAGCUGUACCAUCCCAACAAUGCCCAGCUGGGCAUGGCCAUCAUGCGGGCAGGGCUGACCAACUGGCAUGCUGGCAACAUUGAGGUGGGGCAUGGCAUGAUCUGCAAAGCUUAUGCCAUCCUCCUGGUCACACAUGGACCCUCUCAUCCCAUCACCAAGGACUUAGAGGCCAUGCGGAUGCAGACGGAGAUGGAACUGCGCAUGUUCCGCCAGAACGAAUUCAUGUACCACAAGAUGCGCGAGGCCGCCCUGAACAACCAACCCAUGCAGGUCAUGGCCGAGCCCAGCAACGAGCCGGCGCCAGCUUUGUUCCACAAGAAGCAAUGAGGACCUGCGUGGUGGGGGAGGGGCGCCGUGGCUGGGGGACUUGGGAGACAUCCUGGAGGUGGUGGGUUUCUGGGGAGACCCUUGAUGAGGAAAUCAGGGUAAAGGGCAACUUUGUUGCCAUGGGAACGUACUGCUCUGUGAUCCCUGGUGUCAUUUUCUUUAACUUCAACUGAGUCCAAUUCAGUUUAACUCUAUCCCAGCCCAGCCCAGUCUAACUCAUCCUACAAGUGUUUAUUGGGUGCUAGACCUUAGGUAUAAAGAGGUCCCCAAGGUAACUGGGGAGAGGAAACAUAAACAAAACACAGAGUGACAAUAAAUGCAAUGGUAAGCUCUAUGGAGAGAGGGUAUGUGUCUAGGGUGUGUGUGUGUGUAGUCGUCGGGGGUGGGGGUGGGUGUGCAUGGAGGAGAUGACCUCUGAGCUGAGAGUUGCAGGUACCUGGAGUCUCUGUUGUCUGCUCACCUAUCUGUGCAGGUGUCUCAGGGAUAUUCAGGAUUUGCUGACUGGAAUGGGUGUUAUCCAGUUUCCACAGGUGACUGUGGAGUUAUGAAGAAGGGACUGUGUUUGGGCCAUGUGGGUCCUACUCAGAGAGCUAGAACCUCUUUAAUAAGGGUACUGUGCAGAAGGAGAUGGAGGUUUGCUCAAGCCACUUGAGGCCUCAGUUUAAAGUCUGUGUUCCCAGGAUUAUUCUGAAACUACUUUUAGAACAGAGAGGGAGUGGCUCCCUUCUCCACCCUCUGUGUCAAGCCCUGUGAUUCCCAUGCUCUGGGAGUAGUUGGACGUUAGCUGAGAUUUCUCUGGCCCAAGUCUCAAGGGUGAAGCUGAGGGAAAAAUUUGGAAACCCACCUACCUGAUAAUCAUGGGUCCAGCAGAAUUGGAUAUUUGAUUUGGUUACAUGUGCCUGGGUGGUCUAUAUCAGCUUAGACUUCAUCACUGAUGCCCAGGAAAUCUCUAUUUUUAGUUAUGAAUAAUUAUGACUUCCUUGGGUUAAUUUCUUUCAUUGUCCAUACUCUGAGUUCUCUGCUUUUCUUACCAGAGACACUUCACACUUAGGUUGGGACCUCUUUGGGGUAUGAUCAACUUACUCUCAUCUCCUGGGGCUCUUGAUUUUUCACUCAAAAGUGAGGGUCUUGGGAAUCAACCAAUCCAGCUGUCCCAUUGGCCUGGGACAGUUGUCCUAAUUGUGCUCUUGUAUCUUCUGGGAGCCCAAACUUCUCACCAGUGUUUUGGGGGAUCCUGGACCAAAACCCUCUUUUUGGGAGUGUCACCAAGUCUUCUAUAGCCUUUGGAGCCACUCUUGACCCCAGAGCUCUGACUAACAUCUUGAAGUCACAUGAUCCCCCCAGGACCUUUAUUUGUCACCUGUGUCUAAAGAGUCACUUUUUCCAUCCUUACACCCCUUCAUCCUCAGAACAAUCCACUGCCUCCCUUGGAACCUAACAGCCCUGCCAAUGUGCCAAAAUCUUUGUCCGAAAAGUUCUGCAAAGAUGCCAACUCUUUGCAGAAUACUUGUACCUGGCACUUGGCUCUUUUUUGAGGACACCUGCUUCUUUAGAACUUUCACUGGGAGAGUGACAGUUCUUCUAAGUCCACAUACUACAUGGCAAAGGAUGGAACCAGCCCUCUCCCAGGGAGCCAACUGUGCCAGUUCAAAUGGUCCGUCCCUCUUCUAUUCCUAGUCUUCCUAGGUGGCCCUAGUGGUAAAAACUGGCCUGCCAAUGCAGGAGACCCUGGUUUGAUCCCUGGGUUGGGAAGAUCCCCAGGAAUAGGAAAUGGAAACCCACUCUGGUAUUCUUGCCUGGGAAAUUUCACGGACGGAGGAACCUGAUGGGCUACAGUCUGUGGGGCCACAAAGAGUUGGACAUGACUGAAGUGACUUACCCUCAUAUAAAACCUUCCUCCAAAUCUCUUUCCUUCUUUGUCAGUCUCUUCUGCCACACUGCCGGUCAUUCCCCAAUAUUCCUGGUCUGUUUCCCAUCCCCUCUUCCUCAAAUUAGGUGUCUGUCUUCCUUUUGGCCCAUGCCCCCUUCCAGCAGAGUUCUGACCUAGAUUAAUUCAGCUGUCUUAUUUUCCCUCUGUUGUACCUGGAGGUCUGUGCACAGCCAGGAAAAUGGCACCUUUCAUCACAGGUUCCUCCACAGACUUCUCUCCAACCUCGGCUGGCCUUGGGGUGCAGCCCAGACAUGCUCCCGUGCCCCUCACUGGCUCCCCCUUUGCCCAGUGGUUAUUUCAGAUCUUCACUCCUGUUCUUGAGUUCUCUGCUUUCAGCAGGCCCUCAGUGUCUGCUUCAUGGAGGGGCCAGGAGAUGGGAUUUCCUCAGUUUCCUCUUCCCACAUGGGUUCACACAUGUCGUAUCUGUGCUUGUCCUUCCUGUCCCCGCCUCCUCACACCCCCUUCUCCUCCAAAGCCAAACUCUCCACCUGUGCCUGGGACUCCUGUCCCCUCCUGGGUCUUUGAACCUCGCUUCCCCUAUAUUCUCUCUCAUUUUGGAUUCUUCACAUUUCUGGCUUAUUUAAAGCAGUUAAUUGACAGGUGGGGGACUCAUAAUCUUUACGGUUAACUAUUUUCUAAAAGGCUUUGUCUCCCAUGUUUAUUAACAACUCUUUUUUUUUUUUUUAAUUAUUGAUUUUGCCUGCAUUGGGCUUUUUUUUUUUUGGCUGUGGCACAUAAACUCUUACUUGAGCACAUGGGAUAUAUUUCCCUGACCAGGGAUCGAACUCAGGCCCCCUGCAUCGGAAGCAUGGAGUCUUAGCCACUGGACCACCAGGGAAUUCCCUCUUUUAAAAAAAUGCUUUUUUAAUUGUGGUAACAGUUACAUAAUAUGAAGCAUACUAUUCUAACCGUAUUUCACUGUACAUUUCAGUGGCACUAAGUACAUUCCCAUUGUUGUGCUAGUCUCACCAUUGUCCAUCUCCCAAAUUUUUCACUUUCCUAAACUGAAGCUCUGUCCCUGUUAAAUACUAACUCCCCUCCCUGCUCUGCCCUGCAUCUACCAAUGUACUUUCUGGACCUAUGAAUUUGACUGUUCUGGGUACCCUGUAUAAGUGGAAUCAGACAGUGUUCGUCUGCACCUACUGUAUACUGGAAUUUAGCUUUCUUUACUUUUCAUUUCUUCCUGAACCCACUGCAGAAUGAGCAUGGCUCUUUCCAAGGUCGACUCUUGGCGGGACAUGAACUUUGUAUUAUUUGGCUUCUCUGAUUCAGUUGGCAUCACAGCCCUUGAUUUCUGGGCACCACAUCCUUGUAAUGAUUCUCUGUUGAGAUUUCUCUCCUGCCCUUGACAGGCUGGUACUUCCUAGAGCUGGUUUUGUUCAUUCUGGUCACUCAUCUCCCGCUGCACACCUUCCCCCAGGAGCUCAGCCAGGCUCUUUGUUUCCUCACUGCCUCAGGGCUUCCCUGAUGGCCCAGAUGGUAAAGAAUCUGCCUGCAAUGAUGGAGACCCCGGUUCGAUCCCUGGGUUGGGAAGAUCCCCUGGGGAAAGGAAUGGCAACUCACUCCAGUAUUCUUGCCUGGAGAAUCUUAUGGACAGAGGAGCCUGGUAAGCUGAAGUUCACAGACUCGCGAAGAGUCAGCACUACUGAGUGACUAACACUUUCAUACUUUUGAGGCUGAUAUCCUUAAGUCUGUACCCUCUAACCUUGUUCUUGAACAUGAGCCCCACAUAUCCUGUCAAAUGAUCUGCCCCUCAAACUCAGCAUGUCCAAAAGGAAACUCUUUCUCUUUCCUUUCUCCCCACUCCUGCACCUGUUCCUCCUCAACACCCAUUGCCCCCACGGAGAACAUCUGACUACUGGUCUAGUUACUUCCUGAAUAUCUACUUCAUCUGAGAUUUUAGUCAGAGCCACUUACUCAUGAGUCCUUGGGUGACCCAUGUCCUCCUGUGCCUCUCUGAGUUUUGAAACAUUGUGUCUAAAAUAUGUAAAACCUAUCACUCCUAUUCAUCUUUCAGCACCCAUUUUGGAAAUCACCCCUUCUGUAAAGCCCUUCCUGAAAGCUUUAGAUUCAGCUGGCUGCCUCUCUGAGUCUGUCAUAUUACCCUUGAAUCUCCCAUCAUAACAUUCUCCUCAUGACCUUACAUCACCUUUUUACUUGUCUGCCUCCUCCAUCAGAUUGUAAGCCUCUGGAGGGCAGGAGCUUUGUCCCUUUAUUCAUCUUUCUAUCCCCAGAACCUAGCACAGGUCCCGGGACAUAGUAGGCACUGAGUUAAUAUGUAUUGAAUGAAUGAUUAAGUGAAUGAAUUUGCUUAGAUCAGAGCACAAGAGACAUAGAACUGUGUAUCUUGAGUUUUUAUUAUAGCAGUCCACAGAGGCUAUUAAAUUUCCAUGU